AUGGGACAUAGUCAACAAGUGGCAGAUAUAUAUGCAGGCCAAAGUGUAUUGGUCACUGGUGCAAGUGGCUUUCUUGGCAAAGUUCUCAUCGAAAAAUUGUUGUAUUCAGUAGACUCAUUAAAAAGUAUUUACUUAUUAAUUCGCCCAAAAAAUGGACUUGGUCCAAAGCAACGAAUGGACACAAUUAUUCAGGGUCCCUUGUUCGACCGGCUGCGUCGGUUCAAUCCUGGAAUAUUCUCAAAAUUGAUUCCAAUUGGUGGUGAUAUUAUGGAAGAAGGUUUGGGCCUCAAUCAGCUCGAUAUGCAAACCAUUUGUGAUGAAGUUUCAAUCGUAUUCCAUUGUGCGGCAACAGUGAAGUUUGAUGAGGCCUUACGAAUAUCUAUAGAAAUGAAUGUUCUUGGGACACAGCGACUUGUUGCUCUUUGUCAUAUGAUAAAAAAUCUACUUGUGCUGGUUCAUGUCAGUACAGCAUAUGCAAACUGUGACAAAUCAGAAAUAUUAGAGAUAGUUUAUCCACCUCCUGUGCCACCAAACAAACUUUUCGAGGCGAUUAAUUGGAUGGAUGAUGUGGUAAUUGAUGCCAUCACGCCGCAUUUGCUUGGUAAACGGCCGAACACUUAUACGUUGACAAAAGCUCUUGCUG
Molecule: messenger RNA, 643 nt
Organism: Acanthocheilonema viteae
Lineage: Eukaryota; Metazoa; Nematoda; Chromadorea; Rhabditida; Onchocercidae
Source: the annotation of a GenBank genome assembly